AUGCCGCAGCCGUUGGCGCCCAAGGAAGCGGCGCAUUUCCGGGCUGUUAUUCGCAGCUACGAAGACAAGCAGUACAAACGCGGCCUCAAGACGGCCGACCUUAUCCUGAAAAAGCACCCCAAGCAUGGAGACACAAUGGCCAUGAAGGCCCUGAUUCUCAACAGUCAGGGAAAGACGGACGAAGCCUUUGGGCUUGCCAAGGAGGCCCUGACGGUCGACAUGAAGUCGCACAUCUGCUGGCAUGUCUACGGGCUGCUAUACAGGGCCAACAAGAACUACGAGGAAGCCAUCAAGGCCUACAAAUUCGCGCUCAAGCUGGAACCCGAGUCCCCGCAGAUUCAACGGGACCUCGCCAUCCUCCAGGUUCAGAUGCGUGACUACCAAGGCUACGUCCAGAGUCGCACUGCCAUGCUCCAGGCACGCCCGCAAUUGCGUCAGAGCUGGACGGCCCUCGCCAUCUCGCAUCAUCUCGCCGGAAACCUGACCGAGGCGGAAAACGUCCUCACCACAUACGAAGGAACAUUGAAGACGACUCCCUCCCGACACGACAUCGAGCACUCCGAGGCCAUCAUGUACAAGAACUCCCUGAUGGCGGAGCAGGGCGACUACCAGCGGGCUCUGGAUCAUUUGAGCGGUGCCGCCAAGCAAAACCUGGAUCGUCUGGCUAUCAUGGAAGCGCGGGCAGAGUAUCUCAGCAAACUGGGGCGGAAGGAAGAUGCAGCCAAAGCAUACAGGGCGCUCCUUGACCGCAAUUCGGAGCACCCUGCCUACUAUGAGAAGCUUCUGGCCGAGCUCGACAUAGCCCAGGACGAUUUGAAGGCGCGGAAGGCCAUAUACGACGAGUACGUGCAAAAGUCGCCCCGCAGCGACGCUGCCAAGCGCCUCCCUCUCGACUUUCUCCAAGGCAACGAUUUCAAGCAGGCCGCCAAGGAGUACCUGAACCUGAUGCUGAACAAGGGCGUGCCGUCCACCUUUGCCAACCUCAAGCAUCUCUACUCCAACCCUGACAAGAAGGACGCCCUGAGAGGGCUAGCCGAGGAGUAUCUGCAAUCACAGUCCACAGACUCGUCCAGCAAGGACAAGGGCGAGGCCGCUGCUCUGUACUAUCUUGCGCAACACCACAACUACCACCUAAGUCGAGAUCUGGACAAGGCAAUGGAGUACGUCGACAGAGCCAUCAAAAAAGAUGCCAACAGCGUCGACUUCCACAUGACCAAGGCCAGGGUACUGAAGCACAGUGGCAAUCUUCAAAGGGCUUCCGAGAUGAUGGACCACGCUCGCAUGUUGGACCUCAAGGACAGAUACAUCAACAGCAAAGCUGCCAAGUACCAGCUGCGCAACAACGAGAACGACAAGGCCCUGAAGACGGUUGGCAUGUUCACGCGGGCGGACACCGUGGGCGGACCACUCGCGGACCUCCUGGACAUGCAGUGCGUCUGGUAUCUGACGGAAGACGGCGAGGCAUACGCCAGACAAGGCAACAUCGGCCUGGCCCUUAAGCGGUUCCAGGCCGUUGCCAACAUAUUCGAGGUCUGGCAGGAGGACCAGUUCGACUUCCACAGCUUCUCCCUAAGGAAGGGUCAGGUCCGGGCCUACAUUGGCAUGAUGCGAUGGGAGGAUCACGUCCGGGACCACCCUUUCUACUCGAGAGCGGCCCUCGAUGCCAUUGCCAUUUACAUCAAGAUGGCAGACAAGCCCUCAGCCAACGGGGUCAACGGCAACGAGGACGUAGACUGCGAGGACGCACUGGCCAAGAAGAAGGCGGCCAAGAAGGCCAAGAAGGAGCAGCAGCGUCUGGAGCGAGAGGCAGCGGAGAAGCAAGCGAAGCAGGAUCCGAACAAGGCCAGCCAAGGCGGCGAGACGAAGAAGAAGGACGACGAUCCGUUGGGCCUAAAUCUGGCGGCGACGACAGAUCCGCUGGGCGAGGCGAUGAAGCUACUAGGCCCUCUGCUGCAAGCGUGCCCGGAAAGCAUGGAAGCGCAGACGAUGGGAUUCGAGGUCUUUAUGCGGCGCAAAAAAUAUGUGCUGGCUUUGCGCUGCCUCAACGCUGCCGUCGCGCUCGAUGCUGACUUCCCCAAGGUGGUGGAGCAAGUCGUCACCUUCCAGACAAUGCUCGACUCGGCGUCCGACCUGGCACCAAAAGUGGCCGAGGUUCUAAAGGGCGAGUUCAAGGCCAUGGGCGGGGCCAAGAAUUCGCGCGGGUACGUGGAGGAUUUCCAGGGAAGGCACAAGGGCAGCCCGCGGCACGCCUUCUCGGCCAUUGCCGCCAAGAGACGCAUGGGCGAGGACAAGGCCAAGUGCGACAAGGAAGCUGUGGGCUUGCUGGAGAUGACAGGCAUCACGGUUGACGAUGCUCUGUCGAUGUUGGAGACUCUUCAAAGUUGGAGGAGCUCAGAAGCGCAAGCUUUCAAGAAGGCGGCACGGGCAAAGUGGCCAGAGGUUACGAGGCUGGGUUGA
Molecule: messenger RNA, 2457 nt
Organism: Hirsutella rhossiliensis
Lineage: Eukaryota; Fungi; Ascomycota; Sordariomycetes; Hypocreales; Ophiocordycipitaceae
Product: NMDA receptor-regulated protein 1 domain-containing protein
Exons: 3
Coding region: 1-2457 (818 amino acids)
Biological process (GO): N-terminal peptidyl-methionine acetylation
Cellular component (GO): NatA complex; cytoplasm
Molecular function (GO): protein-N-terminal amino-acid acetyltransferase activity; protein binding
Source: RefSeq, a predicted model, not a curated record